Apus apus (common swift) is the source of this 666-nucleotide messenger RNA. Its product is annotated as basic salivary proline-rich protein 1-like. Bases 1 to 666 code for a protein of 221 amino acids. The transcript has 2 exons. NCBI's taxonomy places the organism in Eukaryota, Metazoa, Chordata, Aves, Apodiformes, Apodidae. The record is from RefSeq and is a predicted model, not a curated record.
AUGGCAGAGGGCAGCGACUCGCCCGUUCCCCUCCCGAGGGAUCCGGGUAAAGGCGAACAGCAGCCCCAGCAGCCCCAGCAGCCGCAGCAAGGCGAACCGCAGGCCUGCCCGCCUGGUGACAGGAACCGGCAAGGGCUCUCCCCCUCCGCCCACCCCCUCCCGCCCUGCCUUCAGGGAUGCCACCGUCGGGGUCGGCGCCGCUCGCCCGCGGCCCGCAGCUGGCGCUGGCCCUGCGCUACCCCGGUCCGGGGACACCCGCACCGGGGGCACCGGGAGCGGCCCUGCCCGCCCGCAGACCCGCGGCCCCACCGGUGCCUGCUGCGGCCUCAGCAGGGGCGGAGCGAGACGCCGGGGCUGGUGCGAUGUGCCCCGCGGCGGCCAAUGGGAGGCCAGCAGCCGCCGCUCCGCAGCCAAUCGCGUCCCCGGGCGCCGCCGCGCGGCUCGCCCCGCGGGCUGCGGAGGAACGCCGGCGGCGCGGCCCACGGCGGCCCGCCCGCCCAGCCGCACGCCCCUCCUCCCCCCGCCGCGCUUUACGGCCCCCGGCUGCCCCUCGCCGGGACCACCCGCCCCGCCGGGGCCGGGAGGAGGGGGGCGGGGCCGCCGCCACCAAUAGGCGCCGGGGAUCGCGCGGUGACGGAGGGGGCGGCGGCGCGGGCGCUGCCGUAA